AUGAAUCAUCGAGUUAUCAAAUUGCCACAAACAUCCAACAGUGGUAUUGCUGAUGGUGGUAAUCAAAGUGAUACUUCGACAACAUCAGGAAGUCGUGAUUCCGAUAAUGCAAGUGUCAUAUACAAUCCAACUAUUGAUGAUGCAAAUUCAUUAGCAGAUAAUUCAACUAUUAAAGAUAAAAAAGCUCCACCAUUGCCACCUGUACGAACAAAUAGUCACCUGGAGACAACAUUUGAUUCUAAUUGUGGUGUAACAACAUCAGAAAUUACAACUCCUUCAAAGAGUAAUAUUACUGCUACAUUUCCUGGAUCAGAUCUUGAAGGAAUUCCACCAAUGGAACCAAUUAUACCAUUAGUACCACCACCUUAUAAUGUUGUUCUAAAAAAUGGGAAAACAUAUCGACAAAAUACUCAUCCAUCUGCUACGAGAAAUGGAUCACUUCGAGAUAGUUCAACAAGUGAUGAUUCAUUAGAUUCCAUUUCAACAACUAUCCGAUGCGCAGUACCACAUCAUCCAUCCGGUUAUUUAUCUGAAGGUGAAUCAUUAUUUACCGGUAAUGCCACCGUUCCAGAAUUAUCAAUGGCUGAUGUUAGCAAUGGUUAUAUGAGUGAAGGUGGAAUUACGGUAUAUGCUCGUAAAAUGCAGGCACGUUUUAAAGAAGGACUUGAAGCAGUACGAAAUUCUAUGCAACAACGUAAUCAUGAUUUCAAUGAUAGGUUCGUUCAUUAA
Molecule: messenger RNA, 729 nt
Organism: Loa loa (African eye worm)
Lineage: Eukaryota; Metazoa; Nematoda; Chromadorea; Rhabditida; Onchocercidae
Exons: 5
Coding region: 1-729 (242 amino acids)
Source: RefSeq, a predicted model, not a curated record